Messenger RNA from Rosa rugosa (rugosa rose), 1981 nucleotides. Its product is annotated as probable cinnamyl alcohol dehydrogenase 1. Gene Ontology annotation, molecular function: oxidoreductase activity, acting on the CH-OH group of donors, NAD or NADP as acceptor; zinc ion binding. The record is from RefSeq and is a predicted model, not a curated record. Bases 612 to 1691 code for a protein of 359 amino acids. The transcript has 6 exons. NCBI's taxonomy places the organism in Eukaryota, Viridiplantae, Streptophyta, Magnoliopsida, Rosales, Rosaceae.
UGUUUCUUUCCUUUCUCUCUCUGUUUGUGCUUCUUUUCCUUCGCUGUUUGUGCUUCUUUUCCUUCUGUUCUACAGUUCAGAAGGAUCAUUAAACUCAGAAAAGAUCAAGGCUUUGAGCACAAGAAGGAUCAUUAGUUCUACAGAUCCUUUUGGAAAGAAUGUAUAUUUUUUAAUAAACGAUGUACAUGAUCAGUUGUUCAUCACUUUAUCAGCAAAUGGACAACACUCACAAAACUGAAAGCCUCGUCAAUCUUCAACUCCUCAAAUAAUCAAGGCUUCCAAGUUCCACCACACCCACCACUCCAUCUCCUCAAAUAAUCUAUCCAUAUCGUUGUCUGGGACUCUGGGGUCAAUAUAUUAUUCAUUAUCUAAUGGUAAAUAGUGCGCAAGGAUUAGACAUCACUUCAUCAAGUCUUCAGUUCAUCGCAUACGUAUGCUCUUGCGUAAUCCUCUGUUCUAAGUACUACCUGGUCGAUCUACGUCCCUACAAAUAGACGUCUCACAACUUACACCUGCUUAUAUCUCCCUCAUCUGAGUUUUGGUGAAUCUGAGCCUUCUUUGUCUUCUUUUUACUACUUCGAUCUAUCCAAUUUGCUCGCAACUGAAACAAAAUGAGCUCCGAAAUUAGUGCAGCAAAUGGAAAUGGGAACUGCUUGGGAUGGGCCGCAAGAGAUGCUUCCGGAGUCCUAUCGCCUUAUAAAUUUAAUCGAAGGAAUGUUCAAGCCGACGAUGUUUCCAUAAAGAUCACACAUUGUGGAGUUUGCUAUGCUGAGGUCAUUUGUCCAAGGAACAAACAUGGAGAUGCAACCUAUCCUAUGGUGCCUGGACAUGAGAUUGUUGGCAUUGUGCAAGAGGUUGGUCCAAAUGUUCAUCGCUUCAAAGUUGGAGACCAUGUUGGGGUUGGACCUUAUACCAACUCAUGUAGAGAUUGCGAGUAUUGUAACGAUGGCCAAGAAGUUUACUGUGAUAAGGGAGUAGUACUUACUUAUAACCGUUUUGAUUACAAUGGCACCAUCACCCAUGGAGGGUUCUCCACUUUCACUGUUGUCCACGAAAGGUACUGCUUCAAAAUACCAGAGGACUAUCCAUUGGCUUCAGCAGCACCACUGCUUUGUGCUGGCAGUACUGUUUACUCUCCCAUGAUGGACCAUAAGAUGAACCAACCUGGGAAAUCCCUAGGCGUGAUCGGCCUUGGCGGUCUUGGUCACAUGGCUGUGAAAUUCGGCAAGGCUUUGGGACUCAAGGUAACUGUUUUCAGCACAAGUAUGUCAAAGAAAGACGAAGCUCUGACUCUGCUUGGAGCAGACAAUUUCGUCAUAUCAUCCAACCAAGACCAAAUGAAGGCACUAGCUAAGUCACUUGACUUUAUCAUUGACACAGCAUCUGGUGAUCACCCAUUCGACGAGUACAUGUCACUACUGAAGACUGCUGGUGUUCUAGUCCUCGUGGGUGCCCCAAGUGAAAUCAAAUUGAGCCCUCUAAGCCUUAUUAUGGGUAAGAGAUCAAUUACCGGUAGCGCAGCAGGUGGUACAAAACAGAUUCAAGAAAUGAUAAACUUUUGUGCCGCUCACAAGAUAUACCCAAACAUAGAAGUUGUUCCAAUUCAGUAUGUGAAUGAGGCUAUUGAGAGGCUCAUAAACAAGGAUAUCAAGUAUCGCUUUGUGGUAGAUAUUGAAAACUCCCUGAAAUGAAGAUGGUAAAUGGGGAAUAUCAUUUAGAUGAAAAGAGAAGUGGAUUGGAAGCAUAUAUGGCUAGAAGUGGAUUCUUCCAUUAUUCUUAAUUUUCUUCGCUCUCCUCAUUUGGUGCCAUGACAACUUAGAGUAGAGUGGAUGAAUUGCUUGCACCACAUUUCUCAGAUGCAUUUCCGGUCCUCACAUAUCUUUCGUGAAGGUAACAGAGUUGCUGACAUCUUGGCAAAUCAUGGUUACUACUUUAACAAGCUUAGUUUGGUGGGACGUGACUCCUCCAUUCAUUGUUUCGA